AUGAGCACCCCUAUGCCCCUCGAAGGCCGAGGCCUUGCUAUCUUUACCUUGGCGCUCGUUUUCAUGUUUCUCUCCAUGGUGACAGUUUCAUUAAGAUGUUUUGUUCGAUCCGUCAUUGUGCGGGCCUUUGGCUGGGAUGAUAUCCUGAUGAUUGUUGCAAUGGUACUCUUUAUUAUCCUGGCAAUAUGCUGUAUGGUCGGAACGUCCAAUGGAGUAGGUCACAAAUACGUAGACUUCACGAGUAUUGAGGUCUACAAAACAGCGCUUACGUGGUGGUGGCUCAGCCAAGUCUUUUACAUCUGGGCAUCUGCCUUUGCCAAAGUCUCAAUCGCCGUUGCGCUGCUUCGACUGACUGUGAAGAGAAUGCACCACAUCAUUCUCUGGGGUGUCAUCGGGCUGACCAUUGCCAUCGGUCUGAUAUUCUGGCUAGUUCUCCUUUUGGACUGUCACCCCAUCUCCUAUUUUUGGAAUCAGGUGGAUGGUGAACAUACCGGAAAGUGUCUAUCAGUGGAUAUAUUACUCGAUAUUGCAUAUCUCUAUAGCGCCUUCACGAUCAUAUGCGAUUUCACCCUUGGCAUCCUGCCAAUUUUCCUGGUUUGGGAUUUACAGAUGAAUCACAGAACAAAGAUGGCGGUUGGAAGCAUUCUCAGCUUGGGAGCCAUUGCUAGUGUGGCCGUCAUUAUUCGGCUUCCAUUCCUCCAUUACUACGCGGACCCUGAUUUCCUAUACUCCACUUAUCAAAUCGCGAUCUGGACCAUCAUCGAAACUGGCCUCGGAAUCACUGCUGGUAGUCUGAUCACUCUUCGCCCUCUUUUCCGCUGGCUCCUCGAUGGAAGCAUGUCUUACGGCCGGAAUGGCCGUACUCCAGAACAAAGUUCAGGGCGAUAUCGUCUCUCUAGCUUUAAGAGUAAUGGUAUGAAACAUUCCCAGGAUCCCAGCAAUUGGCGCCCCGACACCGAUGCCAAUAAUAAAACGACUGUGGUUGAAAUUGCAUCCUCGCCUCGGUCGCAAAUUUCCAGCGAUGCGAACAGCAGUCAGGAAGCUUUGAACCCUGUAGCAAAUCCAUCGAACCAUCGGAGUGGAGGUGUGACAGUCCAGCAUAGCUUCGUGCAAGUAGUGUCCGACCGAGACUCAUAG
Molecule: messenger RNA, 1137 nt
Organism: Penicillium odoratum
Lineage: Eukaryota; Fungi; Ascomycota; Eurotiomycetes; Eurotiales; Aspergillaceae
Exons: 5
Coding region: 1-1137 (378 amino acids)
Source: RefSeq, a predicted model, not a curated record